Gryllus bimaculatus (two-spotted cricket) is the source of this 5022-nucleotide messenger RNA. The record is from the annotation of a GenBank genome assembly. Lineage: Eukaryota; Metazoa; Arthropoda; Insecta; Orthoptera; Gryllidae.
AUGCGUGGCACUUCACCUGGUUGCAAAGGUGAGGCCGACUACCACCAGCCGAACCGACGACUGAAGCGCGCCAUGUCUCUGCACAUGGGCACGCAGACAAGCGAGUUCGAUCCGUGGCACCUGCCAUACCGGUCGCAGAGCCGCAUGUCUUUCACGAGCGACACCCAGAGCUUGCCCCCUUCUGCAUCUGGUGAAAUAAGUCCCAGAUUUGGUAGCCGAUACUUGGAUGAGGAAGUACAAAUGUACUCAGAUCGACAAAUGGGUAUUGGAUCAUUUCUCGGCACUGUUAGUGACUUGCGAAGAGAUGAUUACCAUGAUUUCCAUGAAAACAGGAACAGAUCACUGCUGGAUAAUAAACAAAGUAUAGGUCCACCAACAGCACGCAGCCAUGCGGAUCUGCGACAUGAUUGGGAAAACAGAAGAGCAUCAUAUGCAGAACCUCAAGGAUUCAAUAACUUUUCAAGGUCAUCUGCAAAUGACAGAGCUACUCGUCGCAACAGCACGGGCAGUCGAGCAGGUUCACAACCCCCAGACUACCUGAACAAUCUUGGUGACAUAGUUCAGAGGCAAAGAAGUGAUGUCAUGAAGUCUCAAGGUCUUGAAAUUGUUAAAUUGCUAAGAGAAGCAGAACAACAAGGCUUCUCCACAGAAGAAUUGCAAGUAGCUAUGAACCACUGCGGAGAUAAAAAUCCUGUGCAGUGGCUUCAGGAUAAUUGGCGAAAUAUGAUAGACACAGUAGUAACACUGGCCACAAAUUACGGGCAUGAACGUAAGGAAAAUAAUAUUGGUACCAUAUCAAUUGCUGAAGCCCGAGAAGCCUUGCGACUUCACAAGGGGAAUGUGUGGUCAGCAGUAACAGAAUGUGUAGAGCAGCGUCAAAAGAAGUAUGCUGAACUCUUGUCUCGUGGCAAUUUCACCCGAGAAGAUAUAGUCACUGUAUUGACUGCCAACCAUGGCAAUUUAGAAGCUGCUUACUUAGAGCUUAGCAAGACACAAUUGAAGCCAUUUCUCAUGCGCAUUUGGGGACCACCAGUGGGAACAGACAAUGAAAGUGGGAAUGUGAGCCUGGGAAAUAAAGCGGGGCUUUGGGAGCCAACGUUGGUUGGUGGGGGCGGAGGGGCUGUGGAGUCUCUAAACAAAGAGCCAGAGACUUCGCAUAAAUCUCAGCUUCCUCCUGAUGAAGAUGACUCUAUUACUGACUUUGUUGAUGCACGCUCAGACCUGGGACCUGAGGAUACCACAGAUGAAAGUAAAGCGGUGAGUCCGGUCUUUGAUUCAAUCCAUUCUGGGGCUGCGUCAUCUGUUCAAGAAAAAAAUAUUUCUUCCAGCCAAGGGAAGGGAGUUCAUUUGCCAUCACAGGUAUGUGAGCAGAACAUUCCAGGCUCGGUUGAUAAAAGACAAAAUGCAUUCCCCAAGCAACAGGACAUUCCAUCUAAAACAGCUGAAGAUAAUUUACAAAAUAGUUCUGUUCCCACUGUAGAAAAACAAAAAAUGUAUGUUAAUACUGAAGCAGAAAUGUUAUCACCUAAAUCAAUUGUAAAGCAAGAGGCAGAAGGGACUGAAAAAAAUAAAGAAGCACAGGAGCAAAAUUUGUCAGUGAAAAGAGAAAAUGACAAUGUCACAAACAUUGUUCCAAUUGUUCCAAAACGUAAACAAAGCAGAGAUUUUGCACCAUUUGUCUUCCAAAGACAGUCUCAUUCCCUUCCUGAUCUUAAUGCCUUUGAAGAUCCAAUAGUGCAACAAGAAUAUGCUAAAGUUAUACAUGAUUCAAAGCGACAACAGAAAGGUGAUGAAGGUUAUUCGAAAGAUGUAUCUGCUGCAAAGGCAGGAGCACCACAAGUUUCUAAAAAGACAAAUUUGAAUUCACCUGAAAAUUCUUUGGAAGAAUCUAAAAACUCCCAAGAAAUCCAUCUAGAGUUCAAUAAUUCUAAACCUAACACUUCUUCAGACUCUUUAAAAACACAAGAAAUUUCUGGGAAGUUGAAUGUGGUUGUACAAGAAGAUUCUAAUGUAGAAACUAAACAAACCCAAAAUAUUAAUCAGAAACCUCACAGUUCUUCUACACCACAUGCAUCUUCUGAAACACAGAAGGAGAAUGUUGAAGAACUUUCAAUUAUCAACAAAUCAGGAGACCAAGAAAGUAACGAUGUAGAAAAGGUUAAAACUGAAAAUGAUUCCCCUAAAUCAAAUGAUGCCAAAGAAUCUACACAAUCUGAUUGUGACAUUGUAGUAAAUGGUGAGAAGAAUCAUGAGGAGGAUUGGCAAAGUGAAUCUCCACCGGAUUCCCCAGAAAUUACUUGUACAGAGAAGGCUCUUUCCAGUCCAAAACCAGGGCCAAGUUCAGUAGUUGAUAAGGGACAGUCAAAGAAGGGUAAAGCACCCCCGAUUCCUCCCAAAACCCAAAACAAACAACCAACUGCUCCUGUGAGGCCUCAAAGAAACUCUCGCAUAGCUUUAAGAAAAGCACCUGGCAAACCUCCACGAGCAGUUCCAGCUCCAUCUAAGGAAGCAAAACUGUCGCACUCCAAAAUUCCACAAAAGAUAACAAAGCCUCCUCCAUCACCUCGGGCCACCACUCCUAAACCAUCACCAAAAACUUCAAAAGCUCCUCCUAUACCAAUUAAAAAUCCUGAAGAUAAUGCAACAACAGGUGUUCCAAAUGAGCCUGUUGUUUUAGAAAAAGAAUCACUUCCAGAAGGUCAUGAAGAACCUGUAUCUUUGCAAGCGUUAGGUAUAAAACAAGAGGGAUCUAAUCUGAGGAAUUCUGAACAGAAAACCGAAACUUCUGUAGCUGAAUCAAAUUCACAAUUAGUAGAUUCACUAGAUGUAUCUGAAGUUCAGAGCCAACCUAAUGAUUCCCAACAAUCUGAUAUAAAGGAACAAAUCACCAAUACUUCAACUGAUCCUUCAAAAACACAGAAUAUAGUUCUGAAUGAAGAAGAAGUAAUGAAAGUAAACUCCAAUGAAGGAGAGAAGGAAGGUGAUCUACAAGAGGAAAAAAUAGAACAAAUACAAACUGCGAUGGAAAACCAAUCAAUUGCAAAAAGUGAGGCAGAUUCAGGCACUUCUAGUAAUGAACCCUUGCAAAAUGUUGACAAAAAUACAGCAGAUAGCAAUAAACAAACACAUAAAUCACAUACAAUGUUCCCGGAACAUUGUUUAGACAGUGAUGAAGAUGAAUAUGUGACAGACUUUGCAGACGACGAUGAUGUGGAACUUCCAACCCCUCAACAUGCAAACACACUAAUUUCUCAAAUGCCUGCGGAGACAAUGAGUACUAAUAAUGAUACAACUAAUCAGUCAUCAGAUAUUACAAUACAUUCCAACAGUGACACAUCUCCGUUACAAAAUUCUCCCACAAUUUUGACUAGUUCAGGUUCAUCUGAUGAAAAAUCUCAGGAAGCAGCAAAAUCAAGCGAUGUUUCAGAACAGUUGAUGGAUACUUUCACUUAUGAGAGACAGGUGCGAAGAUGUCUGGCCGAAGGUCUUGUCAGCACAUACGAUCAAGCAGAACUUGCUGUACGUCUCAUGGCUCUAAAAUUUGAACAAGAGGAAGCAGUAAAUGCAGCUAAGGAAUGCAGUACACUCUAUGCUGCCAUAUCAUUUCUUCAGCAAGAAUGUGAACUGUGUACAGGCAAAUACCCUAUGAAGGAGAUGGUAUCAAUGUUAAAAUGUGUGCAUCGUUGUUGCAAAGAUUGCGCAAAGAAUUAUUUCACCAUUCAAAUAACAGACCGCAAUAUUGCUGAUGCUGUUUGCCCAUUUUGCAAAGAACCUGAACUUGAAAAUGAUGAUGAAGCUCUAGAAUACUUCAGUAAUUUAGAUAUCCUUCUAAAAAGCUUUCUGGACCCUCCUGUUCAUGAACUGUUUCAAAGCAAACUACGAGAUCGCACACUUAUGCAAGAUCCAAAUUUCAAGUGGUGUGUUCGGUGCUCAUCUGGAUUCAUUGCAAAUCCCAGACAGAAGCGCCUUGUUUGUCCUGACUGCCGCUCCGUGACAUGUGCAUCUUGCAGAAGACCUUGGGAGAAACAGCAUGAAGGCAUCUCUUGCGAAAAAUUUGCUGAAUGGAAAGAGGCAAAUGAUCCAGAGAUUCAAGCAGAAGGGGUUGCCAAACACUUGGCGGAGAACGGCAUUGACUGUCCAAAAUGCAAAUUCCGCUACUCGCUGUCUCGCGGAGGUUGUAUGCAUUUCACUUGCAGUCAGUGCAAAUUUGAGUUCUGCUGUGGCUGUGGCAAGCCAUUCCUCAUGGGAGCGAAAUGUGACGUCAGCCCCUACUGUGCCAAACUAGGCCUCCACGCUCACCACCCUCGAAACUGUCUCUUUUAUCUCCGGGACAAGGAACCGAAUGAUCUCCAAAAGCUCCUUCAGGAAUUCAAUGUGACAUUUGACACUGAAACACCGGCAACAAUGAAGGCCCGGGAAGAAGGAGGGGCUGCCGUGAAAUGUCUGGUCCAGCUCCAGAAGGAGACGCCAACUGGACUGAUGGACACUGUCUGCAAUGGAGAUGUCAUUGAGGGGCACGCAGGCUUAUGCAGGAUGCACUAUAUAGAGUAUUUAAGUAUGAUGAUCUGGAAGCACAAGUUGGAUCCUAUAUGCAUUUUAAGCAAUGAUGAUCUUGAAACACUUGUUAAGAGAGCUCACAAGCGUCUGCCACCCAACCCCUACGGAACGCCGGAACAAGUCUUCCGGGAAAGGCCACACUACAUUGAAUAUUUAGUGGAUCUCAUUUCAAGAAACAAGCUGGAUCCAAUCAGUAUAUUUGACCUGGUGGAUGUUCAGCAAGAACUCAAACGCAGAGGCAAAGCCUUGCCCGCUAGGCCAAUCAACUCAACUGAUGAACAGUACAGGAUCAUUUGCUCUAAGGUUGUUCAAGAAGAAAUUCCCAUGGACUGACCAUGCUUUGGGUUAAUAAUGAAAGAAAUCUUUUGUAUAUUUCAUCUUUUGAUUUUGUACAAUGCAUAACUAUGCAUUAUUGAUAUUAGAAGUAAGGCUUGUUUUGCAUUUUAGCAUUAGUUAAUUGAUGUC